Molecule: messenger RNA, 846 nt
Organism: Linderina pennispora
Lineage: Eukaryota; Fungi; Kickxellomycota; Kickxellomycetes; Kickxellales; Kickxellaceae
Product: ferredoxin reductase-like protein
Exons: 2
Coding region: 1-846 (281 amino acids)
Molecular function (GO): cytochrome-b5 reductase activity, acting on NAD(P)H
Source: RefSeq, a predicted model, not a curated record
AUGGAGGCGAUUGGAGCGACGUGUGCUCUCCUGUAUGGUCUGAACCGCUUUACUGACGUGCUGAAGCCAGAAGUGAAAGAGUGCCUGACGCCCACCGCAUACACGCCUUUCACACUGCUCGAAAAAGAGAAGCUGACCCACGACACUAUGCGGUUCCGGUUCCGCAUCAACCGUCCGCGACAUGAUGGAGAGCGCGAGCACACUGUCGACGAAAUCAUUCAGUCGGGCGCCUGGGCCAUCGACGUCAAGGACCACAUGGUACAAACGUACCGCACAUACACGCCUGUUGAUAUGCACAUGGAUGGCGAACGGUAUCCCCGCGGUAGCUUGUCGCGGUUCCUGCAUGGGACACGGGUUGGAGACCAGGUCGAGAUGCGCGGACCGAUCCUGACCAUGCCGUAUAAGCCUGGCCAGCAUAAGCAUAUAUACAUGGUUGCUGGUGGGACAGGCAUUGCACCCAUGUACCAGCUUAUUGACCGGGUCUUGAAGAACCCGGAGGACAAGGACACGAAGAUUUCGCUGCUGUAUGGAUCACGGACAGAAAAGGACAUAAUAUAUCGGGAACAGCUGGACAAGAUGGCGAUUGAGCACAAGGACAGGCUCGACAUUUGGUACAUGGUCGACCAGGGCCCAACUGAGUUACCUCUUGUUGGAUAUCCGACUCCGCAGCUGCUCAGGGACUUUACCAAGGGGUUCACCGGGGGCAAGGAUAUCGUGCUGGUCAGCGGCCCGGACCCAAUGAUGAAGUGUGUCAGUGGAUUGAGGCCAAUUGGACCGAGCCAAGGGCCGCUAUCUGGGAUUCUACGCGAGCUGGGGUUCCGGCAACGGGAUGUAUUCAAGUUCUAA